Messenger RNA from Solanum tuberosum (potato), 948 nucleotides. RefSeq lists its product as uncharacterized. The record is from RefSeq and is a predicted model, not a curated record. The transcript is spliced from 5 exons. The coding region runs from base 1 to 948 and encodes 315 amino acids. NCBI's taxonomy places the organism in Eukaryota, Viridiplantae, Streptophyta, Magnoliopsida, Solanales, Solanaceae.
AUGAUUGGUUGUCCAUUUGUCUUGCUUAUUUCACAAGAUGGUAAAGGUCCAGGUUUUAAGGUUAAAACACUGAAAAUAAAUCACAAUUGUGAGGAUGCAUUUAAAAAUCCUAGAGCUUGCACAAGUACUUUAGCACAAUAUUUCAAGAGUAAACUGCAGAAUAAUCCUCAGUACAAGCUAAAGGAUAUGAGAAAAGACUUGAAGGAUCAGUUCAACUUGAAUGCUCGUACCUCUAAGUUGAAAAGAGCCAAGAGGAUGGCCCUUCAAAAAUUGCAGGGAAGUUUCUUAGAUGAUUUCAACAGAAUUGAGGCUUAUGCAAAUGAGCUUAGGCUAAGCAAUCCUGGUAGUGAUAUUGUGAUCAAUUUAUCAAAGGAUGCAUUGGAACAAGGUAAAAGAAAGUUCCUUAGGAUGUACAUCUGCUUUAAUGCUCUGAAGUUGGGAUGGAAAGAAGGUUUGAGACCCUUUAUUGGACUAGAUGGGACCUUCUUGAAGGGUCAAUGCAAGGGACAACUUUUGGUGGCUAUGGCACAAGAUUCUCAGAAUUGCUUCUAUCCAUUGGCAUGGGCUGUAGUUGAUAAGGAGACAACUAGGACAUGGAUAUGGUUUCUACAACUGCUGAACAAUUCAUUAAAUUUGAAAGAUGUUUGUAACUGUAUAUUUGCUUAUUUGACAUGUAUAUGGACUGAUAAAUGCAAAGUAAAAAUUGUCCUUCCUUUGUCUCACCACAGGCAUAUUGAGGCCAACUGGAUGAAGAGAUUUAGGUCAGGAGAGAUGAAGAAACUGCUUUGGUGGGCUGCUUGGAGUACUUAUGAGGAAGAUUUCAAGGAUCAGUUGAGUGCACUUGGUGCAUUGUCAAAAAGUGCUGCCAAAGAUUUGCUUAAGUAUCCACCACAGACAUGGUGUAGGGCAUAUUUGGAUACUAUAUGCAAAAAAUCAAAUGGUGGAUAA